UCCAGUCCAUGCGACGUCCUCCUGUGUCUUCUAGAUACGGUUGUGUCCUUGCCUAUGGCGAUGAGGACGGCGGACCCCUAGACCAACUCAAAAAGGCCAUCUCCUUCAUUCUGGGCGCCUGGCUCCGAUGGUACCCUGAGGAUUUUAUCCAGCCCCCAGAUGUUCCCAGCCUGGAACUGCUCUUGGCCUACAUUGGUCUCAAUAUGCCCGGCUCGGAGCUGGAGCACCGCGCCCGCGUUCUUCUUUCCCAGCUGGAGCACCCUGAGCACACUGAGGCCAAGACUGAGGCUGCAGCUCCACCGAAAGAUGCGGAAGCCCCUGAAGAUCCGGCACCAUCUCUCCCUCUCGUGCCCAGCCCAGCCCAGAGCCGCACAGGCAUCUUCCGAGCCACAGCCGGCUCAAGACCUUCAGCAAGCACUUGCAGCAUCCCAGCCACUACCCUCAGCUCCUGAGCUGCAGCCCCAGAGAAUCCUCGCCUUCCCCUAGCCAUGGCGUGGGUUUUAAAGUUUUGUUUUCGGCUUUUCUUUACUUAAC
This is a messenger RNA of Equus quagga, 534 nucleotides long. Its product is annotated as ral guanine nucleotide dissociation stimulator-like. The transcript has 3 exons. NCBI's taxonomy places the organism in Eukaryota, Metazoa, Chordata, Mammalia, Perissodactyla, Equidae. The annotation marks the transcript as partial. The record is from RefSeq and is a predicted model, not a curated record.